AGUUGUGCUGAAACUAAAAAAACAACAAAAACAAGUAAAAGUAUCUUUUUUCACACAUUUCCCAUAAAAACAGUGUCGUAUUCCAAAACUGUCCCAUUAGUAGGACAAAUUGUAUCUUACAAACGAAAAAUCGACUGGUGUCAAACAGCAACAAAAAAAAAAUAACACUCCAUUGAACCCCAAAAGAAUAUUUAACAAACGAAAACACUACGACUUUGUUUAAAAAUGUAUUUUUAAUUAAAUUAGACAAAAUGAUGAUAUUUGACACAUUUGUUGUACGAGUCGACAGUCAGCAGCGGUAAUGGACGGACGGACAAACAGAAAUUAUUGGAACGAUCAAUUACAUAUAAAAAAUGUCAAUACAAACAAAUUUAAGUUCAUUUGAAAAGAAACUGGCGAAUCUUUAAAACGUUUUACUUACGGCCGCUUAAACGUAACACCUUCAUUCGGUUUGGUUCUUUUCCAUUACGAUUCGAUUUCAAAUAUAAAAAUUUUCCAUUUAAAUAUUAUUGCAAUUUAAAUGGCAGCUUAAAAUUUCGAAAAUUUUCUGUUGCAUUUCGAAGGAAAUUGUUUUAAGUAUUAAUGAUUAAUGUGUGAUUAAAUAGAAAAGUAUUUUAUUAAAAAGUAAUAAAUAAAAACAAACUUGUUAAUUAACAAUUGAAAAAAAACAUGCAAUUAACUGGCAACUGUUGUGAUAAUUUGUGCAGUGAAUUUAAAUUAAAGAAUUUUGGUUUCGAUCACGAUCAUCAAGAUCAGUUUUAUCGAUCACAGUGGCAAAGUGGCGAGAGAAGUUGGUUAUUUUUAUGUUAUCGCUGGAUAUGGGCACUAUUUUUUAUAGCUGUCUUUUUAGCCUGUGUAAUUUUACAAUUUUGCGAAGGCAAAUAUUUUAUUUUCUUAACAAAUUGGGGCAUUAUACUGUGCUCUCUAACACAACUACUGGCUGCUAUUCUUGUGACACGUUGGCAUUUUGAUUUGGCUUCCGUCAGAUCUGAUCACUGUGAACGCAAUGGCAGAACGAGGAAAUCACCGUUACUUAUUAAACUGUAUUGGCUGUUACAUGAUGUUGCAUUGCCGCUGUCGCUGGUAAUUACAACUAUCUAUUGGACAUUUUUACAUGGGAAAAUGAAUAAACCCUCACGAUUUCCCGUCAUUAGUUUCGUAACACACUGUCUUAAUUCUGUGUUUAUGCUGGUGGAUUUUUUCAUUGUUGCAUUUCCGGUGCGACUGCUGCACACCCUCUACGCCAUGCUGUUGCCCAUAAUUUUCUGUUUCUUUACGUUAAUUUACUUUUUCUGUGGCGGUACUGAUGAGUAUGGGAAUCAUUAUGUUUAUCCGCUAUUGGAUUGGACAAUACCCGUACGUUGUGUGGUGACAUUUGUUGGCGUUUUUGGAUUAUAUUGUAUUUAUUCGAUUCUAUUGUUUGUGGUCUAUAAAUUAAGACGUUUCUUACAUCGUUCAUUGAGUGUUGUAUGGUCACCUCAUUGUGUCGGUUUAAUUUAAUCAUUAUUAUUCUCUUGAGCAGUGCCAUCAUCAUUAUCAUCGAACAUCAUAUUUAUAAUUAUCGUCAUUGUUUUGCCAUUAUUAAAUUUAAAAAAAAAUACUUGCCACAUAUUUUAUUAUAAUUUGUACAAGCACACACAUACAUACAUACAUACAUAUUUAACUUGAUAAUUAGUUGCUUUUUUACACCAUUUCCUUUUGUAGCAAAAAAAAAAUGGAUGCUUGUGUUUACGAAGGAAAUGCUUUCAAUAUCCUUAUUGUAUAUCGAUUAAAAUAAAUACAUUUUAUGUUUGAGAAUUUAUUUUAAAAUUUCUCCAUUGGAAAUGGUGUAUUUUCAUAUUAUUAUUUAACUUUAAUUAUAUCAUGUUGAUCAAAUCAUUUAUACACAUUUAUUUAAUUAUACUAAAGUAAGUAGUACGAAAUGUAUUAAAAUUAAAUGAAACUAAAAUAUUUACAAUUCUUUUGUUCCUUAUAUGUAUAUGUGUU
Lucilia cuprina (Australian sheep blowfly) is the source of this 1986-nucleotide messenger RNA. Its product is annotated as protein rolling stone. The transcript is spliced from 4 exons. Gene Ontology annotation, cellular component: membrane. NCBI's taxonomy places the organism in Eukaryota, Metazoa, Arthropoda, Insecta, Diptera, Calliphoridae. Bases 670 to 1500 code for a protein of 276 amino acids. The record is from RefSeq and is a predicted model, not a curated record.